Molecule: messenger RNA, 984 nt
Organism: Daphnia magna
Lineage: Eukaryota; Metazoa; Arthropoda; Branchiopoda; Diplostraca; Daphniidae
Product: cyclin-dependent protein kinase PHO85
Exons: 5
Coding region: 1-984 (327 amino acids)
Biological process (GO): IRE1-mediated unfolded protein response; intrinsic apoptotic signaling pathway in response to endoplasmic reticulum stress; protein phosphorylation
Cellular component (GO): IRE1-TRAF2-ASK1 complex
Molecular function (GO): ATP binding; RNA endonuclease activity; protein serine/threonine kinase activity
Source: RefSeq, a predicted model, not a curated record
AUGAGUCAGGAAUACGAACCUAUAAGUGAUGGGUGUUAUUACAACAGAUCGAAAAAAUUGGGUAGAGGUGGAUAUGGGUUUGUUUUCAGUGGAAAGUAUUACGGUAAAGACGUAGCCGUAAAACGCGUCCAGUUGGAGGACAGUAAGCCAAUAGAAGAAGCCUUACUAGCUAAACUUGUUCACGAGAAUGUUGUCAAGUUAAUCGGUGAUGUUCCGGUUAACAAGGAUUUCAGGUUUUACUUGUUGGAGCUCUGUGCAGCUAGCUUAGACGAGUAUUGUAAAGGGAUUUACCCAGGCCCAAUACCUUCUGAGCCGGAAGUGCUUUACCAAUUGACCACAGGCUUGGAAUUCAUUCAUUCAUUAUGCAUCAUCCAUCGUGAUAUCAAGCCAGAAAAUAUUCUGAUUUCAAACCCAGAUCCUAUUGUCAAAAUGAAAUGGGCUGAUUUUGGACUUAGCAAAGCGAUAAAUGAAAAUGGUUCCUAUUCGGAAAUCGAAUCUAACAUCCGGAAUAAUAACCCAGUUAAUCUUGACGAACUUGCUGACGAUCAUUUUGCCAAAAAAAUUGUUAUCAAAAUGAUUUCCCACAAAGUUAAGGAUCGGAUGGCCUUAAAAGAUAUCAUCCAGGAGUUGGAACCACUCCUUCCCCAAAAUUCAUCAAGGAAUUCUGAUAACCAAUUGCUGGCAAAUAGAGCACUUGGUGCCGAAGUAGUUGGCUCGUCGCACAAACCGAUACCCAGUGCAGCAGCCAAACUUCCUAAGAAGCCAACCCUAAAAAAAGAACCAAAAGAUAAUAUUAUGUCUAUUGGGGAUGUGCUUUCAGGAGCGAGAAAGAAACCCAGGUGGGCUAUCAAAGCCCGAGUCAUUCAAAAGUCGCCAUUUAAAUAUAUAGAUAGCCCCGCACCCAACAAACCAGGGCAGAAAUAUUUCGACUUGGUGCUAGAAGACGAAACUGGGAAAAUCCAAAGCAAGAGCCUGCACAGCUAA